ACCUUGUGAUAUUUCUUAAACCUACUUAAGAGAGUUGCAAACUUCGUUGAAGGUGUUGUGUACUGUCUUAGAUCGCACGGUUUUGCAAGUGUGGGUAUUAAGAAAAUUCGAAAUGUAUAGUUUUAGAAAUACAGCGAUUGGUGACUUGUUUGCUCCAGCGUGUACCAGCAUAGACUAUGGUGGCUUGACUUGUUCGACAAAUUGUGAUACGGCGACUACUCAAAGGGUCUUGCCAGCAGCUUACAUGGAAUGACAGGGAGGACAGAUAAUUUAAUCUUUCAAUUUCUGAUGCAGAAUUCUUCUUUUUUUUUAAUUGCAGGUGAGUCUUUUUCCCUUGACGUAGCUGACGCGUCUGUCGUUCCUUUUGAUUUCCUAGACGUUUCAUUUCUACAAAAGCCCUGAGGGUUUUGAUUCCCAUCAUGGCUAUCACACAGUUUCGGUUAUUUAAAGUUUGUACCUGUUUAGCAACAUUAUUCUCAUUCCUAAAAAGAUUAAUAUGCAGAUCUGGCAGAGGACGGAAGUUAAGUGGAGACCAAAUAACUUUGCCAACUACAGUUGAUUAUUCAUCAGUUCCAAAACAGACAGAUGUUGAAGAGUGGACUUCCUGGGAUGAAGAUGCGCCCACAAGUGUAAAGAUUGAAGGAGGGAAUGGGAAUGUGGCAACACAGCAAAAUGCUUUGGAACAACUGGAACCUGACUAUUUUAAGGACAUGACACCAACUAUAAGGAAAACUCAGAAAAUCAUUAUUAAGAAGAGAGAACCAUUAAAUUUUGGCAUCCCAGAUGGUAGCACAGGUUUUUCUAGUAGAUUAGCAGCUACACAAGAUAUGCCAUUUAUUCAUCAAUCACCUGAAUUAGGUGAUUUGGACACCUGGCAGGAAAACACCAAUGCCUGGGAAGAAGGAGACGACGCAGCCUGGCAAGCAGAAGAAGUUCUGAGGCAGCAGAAGAUAGCAGACAGAGAAAAGAGAGCCGCAGAGCAGCAAAGAAAGAAGAUGGAGAAGGAGGCGCAGCGGCUCAUGAAAAAGGAGCCCAACAAAAUCGGUGUGAAGCUGUCCUAGCGGCGUCCCGCAGGUGCCGCGCCAGCGGGGUGCGGGCGCCCAGGCGGCUCUGCACGGGCCUGAGGAUGUUCAGGGCACAGACGCGCCCUUGACUUCCACGCCUCACCACGCCGUGCAGGACACCGGGAUCCUGUGGAGCACCUGGCACUUGUGACUGAGACUCAGAAGAACAAAAAGGAUUGUGAGACAAUGUUUUUGUCAACGCACUCCAUCAUAGGGCAGUUGUUUGCUGUAGGGAAACUAUUUCAAAUGGAAUUUACCAGUACCUCUUCAAGCUAGUGUUUCUAGCGGAAUAAAUGGGUGUAAAUAAUUUUAUGGUGGGAAAGAACUCUACUGUCUAUAAUCCUCUCCUUCAUUGUGCAUAAUGAUAAAAUAAAUAAUUUUAAGUAUUCCCUUGUUUCCAUGAUUACCCAACCUAAAUCAGACGAACUUGCAGGGCUUUAACUUUUGUAUUUCUGUUGUCAGAAGCUGGUGUUGGCAUACAUUUCCUCUAAUUUGAACUGGUCUUGUUUAUGUUCAAUACAACAUUAAAGAAUUCAAUGAUUUCAGUUUUUAAGAAAAUGACAUUAAAUGCAAUAAUUUUAUUUAUCAUAAAGAUUUUUGUACAUCAUUGUUUUCUUUUAGAUGGUGUUAUAAUGUUAUAAAUAUUUAUAAUUUAUAUUGCAUGUAUAAGCAUAUUGAAAAUCAGGUAAAAUGGCAAAUUUGUUUUACAUUAUUAUAACUUGCGAGUUUUAAAAACUAGUAUCAGUAGGUUUUCCCUUUUGUUGUAGAUUUUUAAGAUGUUUGGUCUCUUUAAGCACUGUAGUUCCCCCUUCCCAAAAGCCAUUAAUUUACAAAUGCAGAAAGCCUUCAGUUCUAAUAUUUUAAAGCUUUUAGAUUUCUGUAUCAGUUUUAUAUAUCUGGCAUAAUGCAGGUUGCCUGUGUUGUUGGCUAAGAUAACAUUGACUUAUUAAAUUAUAAACCAAGAUAGGAAUAACAAUGAUUUUAUUUUUGGGUGUUGACUAGCUCCAAAAUAGUUUUAAGGAAAGUAAGAUACAUACUAUGUUCACAGGGAAAAGUGUAGAUUUAGUAGUUUAAAAUCCCAUUAAUUUUUUAUCCACAAUUAAAAUGCAUCCAGCCUGAUUUCUAGGGCUUUUAGAAUUUUUAAAGGUUUAUACUUUGUUAAAAGUUGUUGCCCAAAAUUAACAUUUUGUGUGUUUUUUAAAUGUCAUACUCUACAGGCCAAAUACUGCUAAUAUAUUGAAUUAAAGUGAUAUUUCAUAAUAAAAUGACAAACUAUAUAAUGAGGGGCUCCCUAAGUCCUUAGACAAAUCUUCCGGAGUAAAUGCGAUUGUGAAAUCAGGCGAAAUUUAACUUUGGUAAAGAGCUUUUUAUAGUCCCAGACCACAUUUUCAGAUACCAUGUUUAUUAGGUUUUGCCAAUAAACUCCCAAUUAAAGAGAAUUAGACUCAAAAUGUUAAUAAUAUAUAAAUGUACAUUCUCUUCCCUCAUUUGUGUUUUAUUUUUAGUUAAGGGAAUGCUACAUGAUUUUCUAAAUUUGGGGUUCAUGAAGGAUACACCUCCCCAUUAGCACAAUACACUUUACUGCUUUUCCCUCAUAGUUGAUAAGUAUUGAAGUCUGCUUUUGCCAUUUUUAUCUAUGUGAGAUUUUGGGUUUUAUUUAGAAAUAAAGACUGUUUAGGAAUUAUAGUUUGAUUAAUUAGGAAGAAAGAUUUUUCUUGUGAAAAGAAUAAAUAACAGUUCUGGACUUUUU
Molecule: messenger RNA, 2814 nt
Organism: Miniopterus natalensis
Lineage: Eukaryota; Metazoa; Chordata; Mammalia; Chiroptera; Miniopteridae
Source: RefSeq, a predicted model, not a curated record